ACUCAACACUUUAGUCAUCAAACAAGCAAUACACUGAAUGCUAAUACCAACAACUCCACACAGCUACAACUUGCCAAUAAUAUUUCACUCUCUAGUGGUUUCAGCCUAAUUUCCAGUGAAUUCAUCAAUUGGUGUUACUGAAAUCUUGUUACUUGAGACUUGAGAGGAGUCAAUGUUGCUUCAUCUCUUCUUUUCGUUGUCCGUCUUUUUGACAUUGAUAGACAAUGGGAAUGCUGGUAUAACGAGUUCAUUUAUUCGUAAUGAAUGGCCAUCUGUGGAUAUUCCUCUUGACAAUGAGGUUUUUGCAGUUCCUAAGGGUUAUAACGCUCCACAGCAAGUGCAUAUAACACAGGGCGACUAUGAAGGGAAGUCAGUCCUAGUUUCGUGGAUUACGCCUGAUAAACCGGGGCCUAGUCAAGUACGUUACGGAUUAUCUGAGGAAAAAUAUGCGUUUACAGCUGAGGGAUCAGUAACAAACUACACAUUUUACAACUACACGUCUGGCUAUAUACAUCAGUGCUUUCUUGAUGGCCUUGAGUAUGACACGAAGUAUUACUAUGAAAUUGGAGAUGGUGACUCUGCUCGAAAGUUUUGGUUUGAAACUCCUCCAAAGGUUGAUCCAGAUGCUUCUUACAAAUUUGGCAUCAUAGGUGAUCUAGGACAAACAUAUAACUCUCUUUCAACGCUUCAGCAUUACAUGGAUAGUGGAGCGAAGAGCGUACUAUUUGUAGGAGAUCUCUCUUACGCGGACAGAUAUAAGUAUCAUGAUGUCGGUGUCCGUUGGGAUACAUGGGGCCGCUUUGUUGAACAAAGUGCAGCAUAUCAACCUUGGAUUUGGUCAGCCGGAAAUCAUGAGAUAGAAUAUAUGCCGUAUAUGGGGGAAGUAACUCCAUUCAAGUCAUAUCUGUACAGAUAUCCUACACCUUAUCAAGCUUCAAAAAGCAGUAGCCCACUUUGGUAUUCCAUCAGGAGGGCAUCUGCUCACAUAAUUGUGCUAUCAACCUAUUCUCCUUUCGUAAAAUAUACACCACAAUGGAAGUGGCUGAGAGAGGAAUUAAAGAAUGUGGACAGAGAGAAGACUCCUUGGCUUAUAGUUCUUAUGCAUGUUCCUAUCUACAACACUAAUGUAGCCCAUUUUAUGGAGGGUGAAAGUAUGAGAUCCGUAUUCGAAGGAUGGUUCGUUGAACACAAAGUUGAUGUAAUCUUUGCCGGCCAUGUCCAUGCCUACGAACGAUCAUAUCGCGUGUCAAAUAUACACUAUAAUGUCUCGAGUGGUGAUCCUUAUCCCGUACCAGAUAAAGCAGCUCCCGUGUACAUAACAGUUGGUGAUGGAGGAAAUCAAGAAGGUCUUGCUUCAAGAUUUAGAGAUCCUCAACCAGAUUAUUCUGCAUUCCGCGAAGCCAGUUAUGGUCAUUCGACGCUAGAGAUUAAGAACAGAACACAUGCAUUAUACCAUUGGAACAGAAAUGACGACGGAAAGAAAGUUAAAAUUGACUCGUUCGUGUUACAUAACCAGUACUGGGGAAGCAAUCAUCACAGGAGAAAGUUGAACAAAAAUCAUCUCCAUUCAGUCAUUUUAAACAGGGCUUCAACUGCACAAUUAUGAAACAAAUUUCUGGAGCAUACUGAAUAUGGAUCAUUACAAUAACAACAACAACAACAAGCUCAGUGAUUUCUCACAAACGGGGUCUGAAUAUGGAUCGUUCAAAAUAAAAAAUUUGAGUUUGUGCUGUUCAUUGCAUCAUUUCAGUUUGAAAAAGCUAUAUUCUGAUAUUAUGCUGUUGUUGCUUAAUUCACAACGCAUUCACUUCAUUAAUUCAUUCAUUUGUUAUUUCGUACUUAGAAUGUUAGCCUGAGAUGAAUUUAAGUUGAGAAACAUGGUCA
This is a messenger RNA of Nicotiana attenuata, 1884 nucleotides long. RefSeq names its product bifunctional purple acid phosphatase 26-like. Gene Ontology annotation, molecular function: metal ion binding; acid phosphatase activity. Lineage: Eukaryota; Viridiplantae; Streptophyta; Magnoliopsida; Solanales; Solanaceae. Bases 173 to 1606 code for a protein of 477 amino acids. The transcript has 10 exons. The record is from RefSeq and is a predicted model, not a curated record.